GGAUGAACGGUGAACUGAGAGCCGGUCGUACCACGACAGCCAAGAGAGGAAGCAGCGCCAUUGACAGAUCUGAUUAUGACAUGGAGUAUGACAAGUACCCGGAUGACUGCUAUAACCGCGUGUUUGACUAUCAGCGAGUUCCCUCUUCGGUCCCAGCGGAUCCCAGUCCUGUAAAACAGCCCCGCCCUUCGUCUUCGUCCUCCUCCUCCUCUUCAUUGUCCACAGCGGCUCUGAGAAUGAGGAGCAGCAGGCCGUCCAGAAGGAGCAACAACGCACACACCUCCGCCUCCAGCAGCAAAUUGAGAAUGGCAGAGCUUCUUUCCAUCAAAAGGGAGCUGACAGUGAUCAAGGUUCAGAUCGAUGGCCUGCUGGACUGCGUAGACAAGAUGGACAGACAGAGGAAGGACGGCUCAGAGUGUCCUGAGAGCAGGGAGCCCAGUGUGUCGGAUUCCUCUCGCCGAGGUUCAGUCAGCAGUCUGGAGCGAGAGAGUCCGGAGCCAGGGGAGGCCAGUGAGGACGAGCCGCUGCACUACCAGCACUACUACCCCUACAGCUACACCCACAGGAUAAAGCCGUCUGAUCAGGAGGAGGACCUGUGAUGCUGCAGUUCAGAUCCUGUGAAGUCUUGCUUCAGAUUCCUCUCAUGUUCACUUCCUUCCAGAAGCAGACGCUCAGAUCUGUAACAGCUGGGAUGGACGAAGCUUCAAGACGACGCUGGCAACACGACCUGCAUUUGGACUGACUCUCCUCCACCCCUGAUUUUUGAUUUUUUCACAUAUCUUUGACAUUUUUAUUAUGUUGCUACGGUGGCCCUGAG
Molecule: messenger RNA, 817 nt
Organism: Neolamprologus brichardi
Lineage: Eukaryota; Metazoa; Chordata; Actinopteri; Cichliformes; Cichlidae
Source: RefSeq, a predicted model, not a curated record